Messenger RNA from Porites evermanni, 958 nucleotides. NCBI's taxonomy places the organism in Eukaryota, Metazoa, Cnidaria, Anthozoa, Scleractinia, Poritidae. The record is from the annotation of a GenBank genome assembly.
AUGGAUGAAGAAUUCGGUUUUCCUCUAGAACUUUUUGUUCACACAGUGGACCCAAAUUAUGUUUGUCCAGUUUGGUAAGUUUAAAGUCGUUUAAGAAGAAAUUAUACAAAAAAUCACAUGUCUAAAUUCGUAACCACAGCCAGCGAUAACAUUCCAUUAUCCGCAUACCAAAGCGUGAAAUAUGCUAGCAGAAGCUCCCUUAAAAUGUAGUCAAUCAUGAAAUACAAUAAUAUUUUCUAUCCUUGUGUUUCCAAUGUUAAGGUAAGUAGAAGAAAUUGAUCAUGACCAGAUUUGGUUUGUGGCAGUAGAUUGAUGAGGUUGGGGUGGGGGGAGGGGGGUGGGGUUGAGGUCGACAAGGGUGUUGCCUUGUGUUGGGAUGAGUUGCUAGGAGAAUUGCCGAGAAAAUUUGGUUUCUAGUAUAAACGCAUUAAAUGAUUUUGUCACCGCAUUCUUUUUCAGUCUUGCGGUAAUGCGAAAUCCAGUCGUGUGUAACAAAGGUCACACAAUGUGUGAGAAAUGCCUUGAAACGGCCAUGUUCAAGGGCAAUGGAAAUUGCCCUGUCGACCGUACUUUUGUGGGGGCUGUGCUACCUGUAAGAAACUUGGCAUUGCAGUCCAUGAUUGACAAGCUUCAAAUGAAAUGUCCAAAUGAAGCUGGAUGCAGCUGGAGUGGGCCUCUGGAAAGUGUCCCACAGCACCUGAAAGAGUGCCCCAUGGAAAUGGUCAAAUGCACCAACACGGACUGUACUGUAUCAGUCUACCGAUAUGAAUUAAGUGGACAUUUGGAGAAGUGCCCCCACCGGACCAAAGACUGUCAGCAUUGUAGUGCUAAAGUGAAAUUGGUCAAUUUGCCAAGACACAAUGAUAAUUGUCCAAAGAUAGCUUUGGAAUGCCCAAACAAAUGUGGUGUAACCCUGUUAAGGUAUGUUAUCCAAGUUUUCUCAAUUUGUUUCAUUUAG